Molecule: messenger RNA, 3880 nt
Organism: Drosophila rhopaloa
Lineage: Eukaryota; Metazoa; Arthropoda; Insecta; Diptera; Drosophilidae
Gene: Actbeta
Product: inhibin beta chain
Exons: 7
Coding region: 454-3360 (968 amino acids)
Biological process (GO): SMAD protein signal transduction
Cellular component (GO): extracellular region
Molecular function (GO): growth factor activity; cytokine activity
Source: RefSeq, a predicted model, not a curated record
UGCAAUGUCAUUUAGCAACCGUCGCAGACACAAAAUUUUGUUUUGUUGCUGAAACGAAAAUCAAAUUAAAAAUCAUGUGAAAAUUCCGAACAAUUUCGACAUAGUGAGCCAUAAAAUUGAUUUUCGAGGACGACCACAGUAAAUUAAUGAAGAUAAUUUUCGCAUCUGAAAGCACAAAGAACUUGUAAGUGGCCAGUCUGGCGUCGUCUCGUCUCGUCUCGUCUCGUCACGUCUCGUCUCGACUCCUGACUGAAUGUCGCCUUAUACUUGUAUGCUUUGGUUGGGCAGACGAGCCUUUUGAAGGAGUGAUGGGACAAAAAUGAAAAUACACAGCCCCAAUGAAAAAGAUUUGCAAUGGAUUGGAAGUUGUAUACCAGAAAUAUAACACUGCCAUCACUCGUACUACAUUUCUAAGGUACACUGCCAGUUUUAUCCUUUUGCCAAAUAACAAACAUGAGGUUUGCCUUCGACCCCCAUCAAUCGCAGUCGGAGCCGUCUUUUAAAGCCAACAAAUGUUUCUUUAAUUGCCAAUGCAUCUGUUGUCGCCAGGGAUGCUGUGUGGUGGUUGUUAAGUGCUGCUGCUGCUCUAGCUUCAACUGCUGCGGCAGCAAUGGCUCCCGAAAAGCAUUUCUCCAGCCGGCACUGGCGCGCAAGAAAGUUCCUGACCCCGACAUUUCAAGCGUGUCCAAGCUAAUGGGCGCCAUUUUGGUGCUUGCACGCUGGGCCACUGCGUUGGCAACUCUGCUGACAAGCUGCAUUCUACUUGAUAUUUUUCCGGUGCUUGGCCAGUCCAAUGUUUCUGACGGAAGCGGUGCGAGUGGCAGAGCAGUGCACGUAUCCGUUCCUACGGCGCCGAACGAAACUCCCAACAGCAACACGGAUGCGAAGCUGAAGUUCUUUUACGGGUUCACUUCGUACGAAGUCAAUAAUGACCAGCAGGUGCAAUCGAACAGCCUCUGCAGAAUGCUCUGCAAUAGUCAAAAUCGCAAACGACAACGAAGGAAGCGUCGUCGACGCAGGCGCAGGCGGCGCAGGCACAGGAAUGCGGUCAGCGACAAACGACUGCAAGUACCACGCAGGUCACAAAAACAUAUUCGAAGUGAUCAACAAGUGCAGAAAAAUAAAAUCGUCUUUCAGCAAAGUCUAAGCCUUAGCGAUGGCACAUGCCAGUCUUUGGAGACAAAAUUCAGAGCAAAGUAUGACGCGAUACCAGGAGGUAAUCUUACGGGUCAGACAGAAAGAAGUGUUCUGGUGUCGCCGUUAAGGGAAAUAAUAUCGCCUUGGUCAUCGACACAAAAUUCGAUGCGUAACUGCUCAAAGAAUAAGCGCAAUAGGGCCAAUCUCAUCUGGCUUCUUAUUGGGCUUGUCUGGUUUGAAGUAAAACUAAUAAACUGCAAUGGAAUCAGCAGCAGCAAUUACUAUGCUUCCAAUUUGGAGACUCACAAGGGCUGUACCCUGUGCCACGAAGAAGGCAAACUCAACAUUUACAACGAUAAAGAUAAUCCACAUACAGACUACAACAUCUACAACAAAUACCAAAACAACAAUUAUUUCUACAAAAAAACAAAUAAACCCCAUAACAACAAUGCGCCGAGCGAUCAAGUUCGUUUAGAGUCAAUAAAACGGCAAAUUUUGACGAAGCUUGGUCUUAGCCACAAGCCAAAUGUAUCCCAUCCCCUACCUAAGCAAUUUAUUUGGGAAACAAUAUAUCGUGCGGAUGGUGGCCAGAUGAUUAUCAACAAUGCAUUUGAGAGCAGUAGAAAUGACUUAGAUCAACAAAAUUCCAUUCCACGGACGUUAGCCCUACCAGAAAUACAUACGUUCAAUGACCGUGGCGGACGUUCUUAUCCGAGUAUCGAGCGAGAAGCCAAUCAACAUCAAUAUCGAUUACCGCUCGACUAUACUUUGAACUCGAGUAGAGGCAAUGUGUAUAAAAAAGUAUUGAGAAAUCGUCCUGCAGGGCGAAAAGGGCAUCAAAUACAAAAUGGCGAAGGAAAGAAUGUAUUUUUGAAAGGAUGGCCAGAAAAACGGCAGUUAAAAAUGAUUUCUCGGAUUGAGUCUGAGUCCGCGACGCAACUCAAAAGCCGCCCUAGCAGUUUUGGCAAGAUGCAGAAUGGACACAGCAGGAAAGAUAAUGUCAUGCAGGGCAAACCAAUGAAUGCGAAUGCGUUUAGAAAAUCUACAUAUCUGUUAGAUAUAAAUCAAAGUAGUGAUAGUAGUGUCAAUAUCGGCAUAAAUGAUGACAUCCGGCGUAAGGCUCAUGAUUAUUUUACCGAUUACAGUGUUCAGACUCAUGAUAAAGGCCAGUACCUUGGAAGUAUCUCUGGCAUUGGAUAUCAUCCAAUGGUCCAAAAUAUUGAAGAUCAAAAACAGAAGAGACAUUUUGAACCGGUUGUUCAUGACCAGGAAAAUAUUGAUCAUGAAGACUUCUUUGGAAAUACUCAAGAAAUAAUUACAUUUGCAGAAGAAGGAACACAAUAUCGACAAUACCGAAUACUUGAAUUUGCGCCACAAAAUCGCCGUGUUCCUAACCAAAAACUAUCCAUACGCAGCGCUCAGAUUCACAUACGGAUCGACAAGCCACACAGUUUCUGGAUCGAAAGAGCAAAAAAUUUGCAGGAAGAGCAUUUGCUUAAUAUUAAACGAAAAUGGAGGGCAAAUAAACCUCAUCACAGAAUUAAAAUCUGGGUAUUUCAAUUAUCAACAGCGAUUAAUAUUACGGAAAAGGGACUAGACAAGGCUAUCCUAUUUCGUGCUUCUUUUGAAGUUAACACCAAACAUCUAGGAUGGCAAAAAUUUGAUCUGACCGAAACAAUCCGUGAGUGGUAUGGCCAUAACAAUAAUGAGAAACUGCGACUACUGAUUGAUUGCACUGGAUGCGGUGGUCGCUACUCACUGCACCUAUUCCAAACUUCAAAACUUAGAGAUAACUCAUCGGACUACUUAAGCCCUAAUCCCAAUCGACCAUUUCUCGUACUUCAUACGGAAUCAGCACGGACAAGACGUGUACGAAGACGAGCUGUAGAUUGUGGCGGUGCUUUGAGUGGACAAUGCUGCAAAGAGUCAUUCUAUGUAUCAUUUAAGGCACUUGGUUGGGAUGACUGGAUUAUUGCACCCAGAGGAUACUUUGCCAACUAUUGUAGAGGCGAUUGCACAGGGUCGUUUCGGACACCCGACACUUUCCAAACAUUUCAUGCUCAUUUUAUAGAGGAGUAUCGAAAAAUGGGCCUCUUGAAUGGCAUGCGACCCUGUUGCGCCCCAAUAAAAUUCUCUAGUAUGUCAUUAAUAUACUAUGGAGAUGAUGGAAUCAUUAAAAGAGACUUGCCAAAAAUGGUUGUUGAUGAGUGUGGAUGCCCUUAGCCUUGCUCGAUAUCUGCCUUUACAUUUCCUAUUUUCCGUCCGGUAAAUAUAUACAUAGAUAUCCUCGGUUAUCUGCAAAGUCAAAACGGAAGUGUUUUAAUAUAAGAAAUAUGUUCUAUUACAUUUUAUUGAAUCGAUAUGAAAAUUAUGUGUUAUUAACAUAGAUUAGACUUAUUGUAUUAAACUUUAAGAUAGGCUGAUGACAAUAUUUGUAUAUUUACGAACAAACCCAAAAUUGUGAAAGUGCCUAAAUUAAAUGAAAUGUAAAACUUUAAGAAUCAUGAAACUAACACUAAAAUAUAUUUGAAUAAGGUAAAAUCCGCUUUUAAUAAAUUUAUAAACACUCAAAAAUAACUUUAAUAUAUAUAUGCACUAAGAACUAACAUAAAAUAGUAGGUUUUCACAACUUACAAUAUAAUAAAAUGUUUAGUUUGAUUAUUUUGAAACCUAAUGUCGAAGAGCAUACAAAUUUAUUUCAAAUUACAGUUAAAUAAAGCGUUGGUCUAUCCAUAAAAUGUAA